GGAGAAACGGCAGGGCUGAUGGAGCAGGCAGACGGGCAGGCGGGCAGGCGGUGCUGCGGCUCCGCCCUCCGCCGCUGGGAGCCCGGGCGCCAUGUUUGCUUGACGCCCGAAGACCAGGGGUUUGUCUGGGUGUGUUGGUGCUCACCGGCGUGUAAGCAGAUGUCAGUGCGCUGCGUUGUUGAAGCUCUGCAGGUCCAGGACAGCCUGUGAAAAUAUGAGUUCUGCAGUCCUGUGUGCAGCCCGGCCUGUUGUCCACUGCUGUUGUCACAGAAAGAUCUGGCUGCACUCAACAGGAGGGAGCCGAGCGCCCUCCAUGAAGCAGACCCCCGUCUCCUGGGCGAUGCUGACAGAGCCAUGAAUAGAUACGCGACUCUCAAGCAGCUGGGAGACGGGACCUAUGGGUCCGUUCUUCUGGGAAGGAGUCUGGAGUCGGGAGAACUGGUUGCUAUUAAAAAAAUGAAAAGGAAGUUCUAUUCCUGGGAAGAAUGCAUGAACCUGCGAGAGGUUAAGUCCCUGAAGAAACUGAAUCAUGCUAAUGUAGUCAAACUGAAGGAAGUCAUCAGAGAAAAUGACCAACUCUACUUUGUGUUUGAGUAUAUGAAGGAAAACCUUUACCAGUUGAUGAAAGACAGGAGUAGAUUGUUCCCUGAAUCUGCUGUGAGAAAUAUAAUGUACCAGAUACUACAAGGAUUGGCAUUUAUUCAUAAACAUGGGUUUUUCCACAGGGAUAUGAAACCCGAAAAUCUUCUUUGCAUGGGACCAGAACUUGUUAAAAUAGCAGACUUUGGCCUAGCGCGGGAAAUAAGAUCUCGACCUCCAUACACUGACUACGUCUCUACAAGAUGGUAUCGUGCCCCUGAGGUUCUCUUGAGGUCCACCAGCUACAGCUCUCCUAUCGACCAGUGGGCAGUGGGCUGCAUCAUGGCUGAGCUCUACACACUGCGGCCUCUGUUUCCUGGCUCAAGUGAAGUAGAUACGAUAUUCAAGAUCUGCCAGGUCCUGGGAACGCCGAAAAAGGUCAUUAUAUUUAAAGCCUCAAAGAGGGUCUUCAGGAAGGGCUUUUAUUACACUUUGCUUGUAUUAGGAGUGGUUUUCCUGGCCUUUAUAAGGUAUAAGAAUGAAAGCUUAGUUCCCACAUAUAAAAAUGUUUUUAAUGAACACACCAUUCUUUUUGAGAAUAUAAGCACAUUUGGGACGGGACCUCUGCCGCGCGCCGCCAAGCCGGAGCCACGCGAACGCCAGCCCCUCCUCCCGCUGCUUCACGACAAGGUGCCGCAACAGCAGAGGCUGCCUGAAGCCACAGAGAAGGCCGUCCUCCCGGGUGUCCACACCAAGCCCAAGGCUGGCAGGCGGCGCUGGGCUCAUGUCUCUGGGGUUCUGAAGAGCUCCGGCGACUGGGAUGACUUUGAGGAUGUAGAAGUCUCUUCACUGAGCAGAAUGAAGGUCACCAAUGACAAGAGGAGACACGGGGAUGAAGCCUUGAGCAGAUUUGGAAGCAUGUUGAAUUUGGAUCCGGCAAACGGUAGAGCAAUAGGCAAUCCUCCCAGCGUGAAUGGCUCCCUUUCCUGCCAAGAUCCAGCCUUGUCCAGGAUAACGUCAGCUAAGCAGCAUUACUUGAAACAAUCCAGGUAUUUGCCAGGGCUCAGUGCAAAGAAGAACGGGGCGAUAAGUUUGAAUCUAGACUGUCCAGCGAAUGGCCAGUGGGGCAGUGCCAGCUUUCCUCUGGGCGUUGGAGGAACAGUGCCAGGGAGAAGAACAACCCAGGGUCCCAGCACGCUGCCACGUGAUUAUGCUCCUUCUUUUUAUAAGAAGGAAGUAGCUUCUGCUGGCCAGCGAGUACAGCUUGCACCCCUGGUGGAUCCACCAUCCUCUAACUAUGCAACGUGGAAAUCCGGCCGCAGUCAGCUUGCGCCUCCAUCCUAUACUUCGCCUUCAAAGAGCACCCCAGGGGUACUGCCUCACCCCCCUGCACAGCCUGUCCAGCCUGUACAUGGGCGAAUAGACUGGGCCGCCAAAUAUGGGCAUCGAUAGUGCCCCCUGCAGGACAGCGGGCUACCACCAGCCCCUGGAUACUCAGGAGAGGGGGGAGAGGGGCACUCCGUCAUGAACUGUGUAGAUAACAUGUAAUAUACAGCAAUAAUGUUCUUUUUGUAUUUGUCUCUGUAUAUAAUGUAUUAUAUGUGUGCUUGGUUUUGAUAUGUUAUCAAUAUACUCUACAGCAGCUUUUGUUACUCAAGCUGGUUUUGGUCUCCGCUCAGUUUUUUAAGAAAAACACAAGAGAAGCAUUUGUUUUGAGUGCAGUACUGAAGCUUGUCUGUGCAUUUCAGCAAGGUAGUGCACUUCUCUGUUCUGUCGUGCUACACUGUCCCGAACACCGCUGACAGUGAAACACUGUGAUCUGAGGUGCGUGUCCAUCACACUUCAGUCGCGGCUUAAUCGCACCCUCAACCCAUGUUUGUUUUGAAGCUGGGACUGUUCAUUUAACUUAUACCAAAGUCUUUGCUUCCUCAAAUUGAAAUGUUAAGCACAUGGCUCAAUAAGUGAUCAAAUUAUGACGACCUUUUAUGCUCUUUUUCUUCUAUUGGAUCAACAUGGACCUCAUACAGACUGUUUACUGUGCACUCUGCAGUGAUGUCUUAAAUUUCAAUCAGAAUUGUUAUUCUCCACUGUAGCAACAGAGCUCAUUGUGUAUUAUAUGCCAUUACAUUCCUUCAAAUCAAUAAGAAACUAGACUUUCGAAAGGUGGAAAACUGAUUUAUUUGGCUUUUUGUUUCUUGUUUCCUGUGCUUUGGAAAACAAGAUUAAAAGCAAGGAUAUUAAAGGUGUUUAGGGGCUUUACUGUAUAGUUUCAAUAACUGUCCUAACAGUUUCCUUUUUAUUUCCAUUUUAUAUGCUAUAGUUCACAUGAAUCUGUCUAACGUGCCAGCGAUAGUAAUUUAAUCACGUUUAGUUUUCAUUUGAUAUUAUUGUACCUUUCAUGAGUUUUAAUAGAUGUGCUGUACAUAGUCUUCUGUAGUUUAUAAUACUAUCAUUUAUGGGAAUUUCAUGACCAGGAACCACUUUUUUUAAAGGGUUACUGUAAUAAUUAUCAGCUGUUAUUUAUGUUAAACAAAGCCUGUAAUUAUAUGCAAUAAGUAUUUUAAUGCAUUGAUUACUGGCAGCUUCUGCAUAGAAAUAUUUUUUUACUGCAUUGUUUUAAAAACUUUACCUUCUUCAUGAAAAACAAGUUGCUGUGCUUUUAAAAAAAAAAAUGUAGAUCCUUCUUCCCUUACCACAAAUAUUAAAAUCUCAAUAUUAAAUGUAGUCUAACUUGCAGAAUGCAAUGCUGUUUAAGUAUUUUUAUUUUAUUUUGUUUUGGAAACCUCUCAAGGUAGAUAACCUAUUCAUAACCCCCCAAAAUGGAAAUUGCUUUCUUAUCUAAACACAAGAAGCUUUAAUGUCACAAACAAUGGAACAAUGGAACAACUCUCAUAAGAGAAGAAGCUGUGAUUUUGU
Messenger RNA from Lepisosteus oculatus (spotted gar), 3495 nucleotides. Lineage: Eukaryota; Metazoa; Chordata; Actinopteri; Semionotiformes; Lepisosteidae. The record is from RefSeq and is a predicted model, not a curated record.